AUGGCUCCUUUCAUCUUCGAAGCCCCCAGUGACGAAGAACCGGAACUUUCAGAAUCCAACGAGGAAGAAAAUGAAGAAGCAGAAGAAGGAGAUGAAGCAGGAGACAAAUCUUCUAAACCGAAACGCAAAUCUCAGUCUGCUUGGGACUUUGCUUCUUACUCUGAAUCCGUGGCAGAGGAACACGCUCGCCGUGGCACCACCUCCGUUGAUUUCAAAAUCACUAAAAUCCUCCAACAAAGCUCUGCUACAGCUCAGCAAGACGAGACCUCCGAUUCCGAAUCCGAUAAACAAGUUGAUUAUAGAUCAGAAGAUGAAGAUGAGGAAACAAAUAAUGCAGCAGACAGUAAAUCGUUCUUUGCGCCAUCUGAAGGAACUUCAUUUCAUGCGAACUCUUUCAUGGAGCUCAAUCUCUCGCGUCCUUUGCUUCGAGCUUGUGAAACACUGGGUUACAACAAGCCUACUCCUAUUCAGGCUGCAUGUAUACCCUUAGCCUUGACUGGACGCGAUAUAUGUGGGAGUGCAGUUACUGGUUCUGGGAAGACUGCUGCGUAUGCCUUACCUACACUGGAAAGGCUGUUAUACCGUCCCAAAAGGGUUUCAGCUAUACGAGUGCUAAUCCUUACACCUGCUAGAGAGUUGGCCGUUCAGGUUCACAGUAUGAUUGAGAAACUUGCUCAGUAUACUGAUAUUCGAUGUUGUCUGAUUGUUGGCGGGCUUUCAAUAAAGGCACAAGAGACAGCUUUGAGAUUAAUGCCUGACAUUGUUGUGGCUACUCCUGGACGCAUGAUAGAUCAUUUACGGAAUACAAUGUCUGUGGAUUUGGAUGAUCUUGCAGUUUUGAUCCUUGAUGAGGCAGAUCGUCUUCUGGAGCUCGGAUUCAGCGCUGAAAUUCAUGAGUUGGUUCGUCUUUGUCCUAAAAGGAGACAGACUAUGCUGUUUUCAGCUACAAUGACUGAAGAAGUUGAUGAGCUUGUCAAGCUUUCUUUGACCAGACCCUUACGUCUUUCAGCUGACCCUUCAGCUAAACGGCCAUCAACAUUGACUGAGGAGGUUGUAAGAAUACGCCGAAUGCGUGAAGUAAAUCAAGAAGCAGUCCUUCUGUCUUUGUGUUCAAGGACUUUCACGUCCAAAGUGAUUAUCUUCAGUGGAACCAAGCAAGCUGCGCAUAGAUUGAAGAUUUUAUUUCAGUUGGCUGCUCUUCAAGCAGCUGAGCUUCAUGGAGAUCUUACUCAAGUUCAGCGCCUGGAUGCUUUGGAACGUUUUAGGAAGCAGGAAGUUGAUUUUUUAAUUGCCACUGAUGUGGCAGCUCGUGGACUUGAUAUAAUUGGUGUUGAGACCGUCAUUAAUUAUGCUUGUCCUCGAGAUAUUACAAGUUAUGUUCACCUGGGUCGUACUGCUAGAGCUGGUAGAGAAGGAUAUGCUGUUACAUUUCUUACUGACAAUGACCGAUCUCUAUUAAAAGCUAUUGCAAAGAGGGUAGGUUCUAAGUUGAAGAGCCGGAUUGUUGCGGAGCAGUCUAUCGCUAAGUGGUCUCAGAAACUAGAGGUGAUGGAAGAGAAAGUCACUGAAGUUAUUGAAGAGGAGAGGGCUGAGCGAGCGAUAAGAAAGGCGGAAAUGGAAGCUACAAAGGCUGAAAAUAUGAUUGCACAUAAGGAUGAAAUUUAUGCACGGCCUAAAAGAACCUGGUUUAUGACUGAAAAGGAGAAAAAGCUUGUAGCAAAGGAAGCAAAGGCAUCUGUGGAGAAGGAAAAAGAUUACGCCAAUGCAAUCAUCAGUGCACAACAAGCUGAGGACCUUAAGAUGAAGGAAAGGAGGAAACGGGAGCGUGAGAAAAAUUUACCUCGAAAGAAACGUCGAAAACUGGAAGCUGCCAGAGAAAUGUUGGAGGAUCAAAGUGAAAUUAAUGAAUCACAUGGUAGUGGGAAAAAUAAGAAAGAGAAGGAAGGUAUAUCUUUGGUUGACUUGGCUUACCGGCGAGCAAAAGCAGCAAAAGCAGUGAAGAAGGCAGUAGAUUCUGGCAAAAUUGUUAAGAAAUCCGACAAAAUGUCAAAGCAACCUAAACAAAGAACUCAAUCGAGGACAGAAGAGAUGCGGGAAUUAUUUCAAAAUGACAUGAGUGAGAGGAGGCAGAAAAACUCAAGUAAUGCUGGAAGGAAAAAGUCCAAGAGUUCAUUCAAGAGCAAAUCACGUUACAAGCGUAGGUAGCCGGUAGCGUUAGUAUGCUCCAUUUGCUCUUGGGUGAUAUUGAUGGGGGAGUAAGCCCCGUGGGUCAACAUAAUACUUUUUAUUAGACACUUUUUCAUUGAGAGGGAGAGCUAGCUGUAACAAGAUGGGAUUACGUACAACAAUGGUCAGGAUCUGCCAGUCGGAAGGGACAAUACAUGCCUGUAGUUUCUACAGCAACUGUAACUUUAGUAUUAGUAUUCAAGUAUUGCUAGCUUCUGCUGAUGUUUACUGUUGACUAAAUUACCGACUAUAUAUCCAAUCAAGUCAAUUUUGUUGAAA
Hibiscus syriacus is the source of this 2505-nucleotide messenger RNA. RefSeq names its product DEAD-box ATP-dependent RNA helicase 28-like. The record is from RefSeq and is a predicted model, not a curated record. NCBI's taxonomy places the organism in Eukaryota, Viridiplantae, Streptophyta, Magnoliopsida, Malvales, Malvaceae. Gene Ontology annotation, molecular function: ATP binding; RNA helicase activity; nucleic acid binding.